CUCACAGGCCCUAAAGCCCAGUCGUUUCAACUUGUCCGCCAUGCUUCGGUUAUUUCGUCCUUUCCCCCACGGUUACCCUCCAAGGGUUCUUCAGCUACAUACUCUACCGAUGCUACUGCUCCUGUCCCACCCACCGUCCCCUAUAAGCAACUUACAGUUGGCGUCCCGCGCGAGACCUAUCCCAAUGAACGCCGUGUGGCUUUAACUCCUCAAAAUAUCGCUCUUCUGCUCAAGAAAGGUUUCGGCAAGGUCCUUGUCGAAAAAGGAGCCGGUGCCGAGGCCGAGUUCCAUGAUUCUGCCUACGCAACAGCUGGUGCAACACUUGUCGAGUCUGCUUCUGAUGUAUGGAACAACGCCGAUAUCGUACUCAAGGUCCGCGGUCCCAGUGUCGCUGAAGCGGAAAUGCUCAAAGAGGGUCAAACGAUUAUUAGCUUCCUCCAACCGGCUCAAAACAAGCCGCUUGUAGAAAAGCUUGCCUCUCGGAAUGCGACUGUUUUUGCCAUGGACAUGAUCCCUCGCAUCUCUAGGGCACAGGUCUUUGAUGCGCUGAGCAGCAUGGCCAACAUUGCUGGUUACAAAGCAGUUCUGGAAGCCUCAAAUGUUUUUGGUCGAUUUCUCACCGGUCAGGUUACAGCAGCUGGAAAGAUCCCACCUUGCAAAGUCUUGGUUAUUGGUGCCGGCGUUGCUGGUUUGAGUGCCAUUGCCACGGCCAGAAGAAUGGGAGCUAUUGUCCGCGGUUUCGAUACUCGCUCCGCUGCGCGUGAACAGGUUCAGUCCCUCGGCGCCGAGUUCGUUGAAGUCGAACUUCAGGAAGACGGUUCUGGUGCUGGAGGUUACGCCAAGGAAAUGUCGCCAGAGUUUAUCGCAGCCGAAAUGAAGCUGUUCACAGAGCAAGCCGAAGAAGUGGAUAUCAUUAUUACUACUGCCUUGAUUCCCGGAAAGCCAGCGCCCAAGCUCAUCACCAAAGCCAUGGUCGAGAUUAUGAAGCCUGGCUCUGUGAUUGUUGAUCUGGCGGCCGAGGCUGGAGGGAAUUGCGAAGUGACUCAGCCGGGAAAGCUUAUCAACUAUAAGGAUGUUAAGAUCAUUGGCUACACUGAUCUCCCAUCUCGCCUUCCCACUCAGUCUUCCACCUUGUACUCGAACAAUAUCACCAAAUUUCUCCUUUCCAUGGCGCCAAACAACCAGGAAUACGGCAUUGACCUUCAAGACGAAGUUGUCAGGGGUGCAAUUGUCAUUAACAAGGGGAACAUCCUCCCGCCAGCACCUCGACCAUCACCACCACCGGCACCAGCAGCAACCCCGACCACAGCUAAGGAAGCAGAAGUCGUGGCCCUGACGCCGUUCCAGAAGGCUUCGCGUGAAGUAGGUCUUGUCACAAGUGGUAUGGGCGCUGCUCUUGCGUUGGGAAAGCUCACUGGGCCAUUGUUCAUGGGCAACGCCUUUACCUUCGCCUUGGCCUCGCUCAUCGGUUACCGUGUGGUAUGGGGUGUAACGCCCGCCUUGCACUCACCGUUGAUGAGCGUCACCAAUGCAAUCUCAGGUAUGGUGGGAGUGGGCGGUCUUUUCAUCUUGGGCGGGGGCUACCUCCCUGAUACCAUUCCUCAGGCUUUCGGCGCUGCUUCCGUGCUUCUCGCAUUUGUCAAUAUCUCUGGCGGGUUUGUCAUUACCAAACGAAUGCUCGACAUGUUCCGUCGUGUCACUGACCCUCCGGAAUACCCGUGGCUGUACGCUGUUCCCGCCGCCUUAUUUGGAGGUGGCUUCAUUGCCGCUGCGGCUUCAGGUGCAGCUGGUUUGGUCCAGGCCGGCUACUUGGUUAGCUCCGUGCUUUGCAUCACCUCGCUUUCGUCUCUGGCAUCUCAAACAACCGCACGCCUGGGAAACACGCUUGGUAUGUUGGGUGUAGGAUCUGGGGUCCUUGCUUCCCUGCUUGCUGCUGGUUUCUCCCCCGAGGUCCUUACACAGUUCGGCGGUCUGGCUGCCAUUGGUGGUAUCUUGGGUUUGCUUAUUGGGAAGCGCAUCACGCCCACCGACCUUCCACAGACAGUCGCCGCUCUCCACUCCGUUGUUGGCUUGGCCGCUGUGCUCACCAGUAUCGGAAGUGUUAUGGCUGACGUGGAUCAUAUUACGACUCUUCAUCUCGUCACUGCCUACCUUGGUGUUCUUAUUGGUGGUGUGACAUUCACGGGGUCAAUCGUGGCCUUCAUGAAGCUUGCCGGGAAAAUGUCCUCCAAGCCAACCAUUUUACCUGGCCGGCACCUGAUUAACUCGGGUCUUUUGGCUUCCAAUGUUGCCACCAUGGGUGCCUUUGUCACAAUGGCCCCUGGUUCUCCAGCAAUCGCUGCCGGUGCUCUAGCUGCAAACACUGUUCUAUCUUUCCUCAAGGGCUACACCACAACCGCGGCCAUUGGCGGUGCCGACAUGCCGGUGGUUAUCACAGUUUUGAACGCUUAUAGCGGCUUUGCUCUUGUUGCUGAAGGCUUCAUGUUGGAUAACCCACUACUUACCACAGUGGGCGCACUCAUCGGCGUAUCAGGCUCCAUCCUCUCAUAUAUAAUGUGCGUGGCCAUGAACCGUUCACUCACCAACGUUCUGUUCGGUGGAAUAUCUGCUCCAGCAACGACAGAGUACAAGAUAGAAGGAAGCAUAACGCAGACCAAUGUCGAAGACACAGCCGAAGCCCUAACAAACGCAGAGACAGUAAUUAUUGUCGUAGGAUAUGGCAUGGCUGUAGCCAAAGCGCAGUACGCCAUAUCAGACAUUACCCAAAUGUUGCGCUCCAAGGGCAUCAAAGUGCGCUUCGCCAUUCAUCCCGUGGCCGGUCGCAUGCCUGGUCAGUGCAACGUUCUUCUUGCAGAAGCUAGCGUGCCGUAUGACAUUGUACUGGAGAUGGAUGAGAUCAACGAUGACUUUGGUGAGACGGACCUCACUCUUGUCAUCGGAGCGAACGACACCGUCAACCCGAUUGCCUUGGAGCCAGGCAGCCCUAUUGCUGGAAUGCCCGUUUUGCAUGCUUGGAAGAGCAAGCAGGUCGUGGUGAUGAAGAGAGGUUUGGCUAGUGGAUAUGCCGACGUACCAAAUCCUAUGUUCUACAUGCCGGGCACAAAGAUGCUCUUCGGAGACGCAAGAGUCACGACAGAAGCCAUCAAAGCCGCAGUUGAGGCCCGGCUCAAGUGA
Neurospora hispaniola is the source of this 3174-nucleotide messenger RNA. Its product is annotated as NAD(P) transhydrogenase mitochondrial precursor. The annotation marks the transcript as partial. Gene Ontology annotation, biological process: proton transmembrane transport; NADPH regeneration. The record is from RefSeq and is a predicted model, not a curated record. The transcript has 4 exons. Lineage: Eukaryota; Fungi; Ascomycota; Sordariomycetes; Sordariales; Sordariaceae. Gene Ontology annotation, molecular function: NADP binding. Gene Ontology annotation, cellular component: mitochondrial inner membrane.